CAAAAGAAGAGCAAAAACACAGUGAAGCUGUUAUUAUUAUUAUUGUCAGGUGUAUUUGAUAUAGUUGUAGUUUUGGAUGUAACAUUCAAAAAAGGCCUUUAUAAAACGUGUUUAUACUGUGUAUUUAGAAAUUGAGUUGGUGAACUAUAGGGAAAGUUAAACCUGCUGUGAUUCAGUUAUGUAAAUGUCCUAAAGUACUCCAAACCCAUCAUCUCAGGUUACUACAAUACUUAAUCAACAUAGGAAAGUGGUCAUUGUUUAACAAUUCACUCACUGACCACACAUGUGAUGUCUCCCCCCGUUUGGUUUCUGCUCUGUGGUUGCUCAAUCUUUUAUUUUUUUUAGUCUUUCAACUUUGAGGGAGAGUUUAUGUUUCCCUGUCUUUCCCCUCUUUAUUGCCUCUCAGAGGGAAUGUAGAAACGUUUUUAUAGGCUAAGUAAGUAAGCCUUCCACCAGUGUGCUCGCAAUCUUCACUCUCCGUCUCCCCUCCCCCGCUCUCCCUUGUUUUAUCACAGCCCUUGCCUUACCUGGCUGUGUGUGCUAUACAGACACACCCGGCUACUCCAUGUCAACCAAUUGCUGCUCAGGAACAGAGACUCCAAGGAGGUGUACUUCCUGUGUUUCGUGAGAGAAGAGUGGGGCAGGAGAAAAGGGAGAGUUGUGCACUCCUCAUUUGCUUUGCCAAGGGGGGUCCACAGGGGCGAUCAUGUCGACCAUAAAGGGGAGGGAAGAAGGACUGAAGUAGUGGACUCAAAAUACUUCAGUGUGAUUUAUCUGUGUUCAGCUCUCUGUUCACCAACAGCGACUGAGAGAAGAAGACAGAGAGAAAGGAGGAGGGCAGAGAUAAGUGUCAAUCUGUUCAGACUUGUUUGGGAAUUUGAGGAGGGAGGGAGGGGAGGAGGGCAAAGACAGAGAGAGGCAGCAAGAGGGAAAAGCAAGGAGAGCUCAGCCGUAAACAUUACGUUUCAACACACAAGUAAAAGUUUAGGUAGAGAAGGAAAAAAUGUUUUUUGAUCUAGUCAAGGAGGACAUUUGCUGUGUCAUGUAGACAAUGCAGGGAAUGAAUUCUUAUGUGUUGUGCAAUCCCAUGCCUUUGAACUGAACUGGACUGGGGGAAGACCGCAGAUCUCCCCAGGAUACUACACUCAGGAUACUAUAUCACAAGACUGGCUUUUUAAUAUCCAGCAAAUUUUGUCUCCAAGUCCAACAUCUGAGUGUAAAAACAUAGCUGAAGUGUUGAAGCUUCCAAGAAUUUCCAAGGUUCUCCAAAAUAUGAUACCAUGGGGACCAAAAGGCCCAGUGGCACCCUCUUUGACACAUUAUCUAACAUAAACACCUCAGACCGCAAGCUUCAGCCAGGUGGAAAAAUCUCUCGGGAUCCAAGUCCAAGGCCGGCGAUGACUGCCCAGUCGGAGCGAGUGAGAGACCGUGAAGAGGACUGGAGGAGAGAGAGAGAGACAGAGAAAAUGAGGGACAAACCCAGAUAUAAAGACUCUGACCCGAGAGAGAGACUCUACGAAAGAGACAGAGGUCCUGUGCCCCGGCCCAGACAGAGGGAAGGAGAGAGAGAAUGGAGGGAGAGAGAAAGGAGGCACGAAGAUGACAGGAGAGGGCAUGGGAGGCCGCUGUCGAAUUUAGAGAAAGAGACUGAUAGACUGGUGGAGAGGGGGAUGAAGAAAGGCGACACGUUUCCCAGAAUGAGAAAAGGCAGCCCAGAAGGUGGAAGCAGAAUGACGCCCACCACUGCAAUGAGGGAAAGAGGGGAUAGGAGGCAGAGAGAGAGGCCCAAAAGAAUAGAAGCAGAUGAGUGGGAUAGGGAGAGAGAGAGGGAAAGGCAAAGAGAGAGGCACAGAGAGAGGGAAAGGGAUGAGAUGAGAAGCAGGGUGAAGGAAGGGGGACGUAGACCUGUAGAAGAGGAGAAGUCACGGCCGAGGGAAAGAUACCAUGAGUCUGAUCCAGACAGAAAGAGAGAAGUAGGUGAUACACUGGACAGAAGAGAGAGGGAUGCUGGGAGAAAAAGAGAAAAGCCAGGGUCUAAUAUGCGAGAGAGGGAUACCAGGAUGCCGUCUCCGAGUAGAAGAAGAGACGGGGAAAUUUACCUCGAUAGGAAGGAUAAGGAAAAUCCCCAUAAAGAGGGAAGGAGGGAUACAAGGAGUGAAGGAGACAGCGAUGAGAGAGAGCGAAGAAGGGAGGGAGCGAGGGACAAAGAGAGGGAGGAGUUGAUAUAUCAACAAAGCAAGAGCGAGGGGGACAACAAGAGCAGAACAGAGAGGGGGGACAGGGAAGAGGACAAGCAUAGAGAUAGAGACAGAGACGGAGAGGUGGAUCAAUCCAGGAGAAGAAGAGCGGAGAAAGAAAGGGAGAGGUACAGAGAGACAGACCGAGAGAGAGAAAGAUGGAAGGAUGACAGAUACAGAGAGAAUGAUCAGAGGAGAAGAAGAGAAACAAAGGAAAGAGAGGCAGAUCCUAGGAGGGACAAGACGACAGACAGGAGAAGCCAAGCUCAGAACGAGACGGCUCCUAGGGCGCCGCCACGAGCUCAGAGCAGCGGAGAGUUAAGCAGUGAUAUGGACAGUGAGUUGAGGCAUAGAAGAGGACGAGACAGUUACGAAGAGAGAGAGAGUGAAAGAGGUGCAGAAGAGCAGAGAAACUCAGAGAGAAAUAGAAAGAGAAGUGAACAAGGGGAGACGACAGAGCAGAGGAGGAUGUGGUUAGAGCCGCAGAGGGGCAAGAAUAGUAAGGGAGAGUUUGUAGACAGAGAGAGACACUCGAGGGAGCAAGAGAGGAGGAUGGCGUCAAAGACGGAGUGGGAAAAGGAUGGGCGGAGAGUAAAAGAGGAACCAGAUGAGAGGAACUUGGACCAAAGCGGUAACAGGGAAAGACAUGGAGGGAGGGAUGAGUACAGUAGAGACAGAGAGAGGGAGUCAGUGGGUGUAAGCGUAGAUGGAGAGGAGGUGGGCCAAGUCUGGAGGGAACUAGAUAAAGGAGGGAAGGAACAUCUGUCAGACAGCGAUGGAGGGAUAGAGAGAAAUCGACAGAGAAAUGCAGAGGAAGAGAACGUGACAGAUAACACAGAGGAGAGUGACAGAGAGGAAGAGGGUGGGAGUGAUUACUGGGCACGCUCCGGCAGCGAAGAAGGAGGAAGUGAGACAGGGUGUAAGCAAGACAGGGACAGAAUGCUGUCAGGAGAGGAUGGAUUUGUGACUGUGUCCAGCGGCGGGGACGAAGAGGAUGAUAGAGAGGAAGAGGAAGAAGAGUUUGAGGACUGUCAGGAGUUUUUGGAAGGGGAAGGUUCUCAUGAUGGACACUCACCUGUUGCUUUUAGGGAAGAGAAGGAGAGAGAAGAGGAGAAGGAGGAUGAAGAAGGAGAGGGGAGGGAGAAGCAGCAAAAUUACGUCUUCUGUGUCACUGGGCAAACAUCGUCAACGUCACAUGUUGAUCCAAGGAAGGGAGUGGAAAAAGAUGACCCAAGUUUGGACAGUAGUCAUCAUUGUGGUGAUGACGCCACACAACCUCAGAGUGAUCUGAGAAAAAAUGACAACAACCCGGUCAUCAACAACCAGGAUGCGGAAACAUCUGAAGUGGAUGUCAGAUACAGAGAGUCGUCAGAGCCUGAGAGUGCAGAGACUGGAGAAGGAACCAAGAGGAGAGUGGAGCAUCCUUAUGCAGAAAUCGACGCAGUUAAAAGAGACUCACAGACUGAACGACUCCUCAUAGAGUGGAGAGAGAAAAGCAAAGAUCCGGAGAGACGGAGUGAGAAUAAUUCACCCGUCCCGACUAAUCCUUACGCUGAUGUCUUCUCUCAAGUGGAUUUUGAGAAAAUUCAACCCAUCUUGGACGGGAUUAAGGCUGGAGCGAUGAGUCCGGAGGAGGUGGAGGCCAUCAGGAUAAGAAUGAGCGGUGCGUGGAGCAUGUCAGAGGAGCCCAAGCGGCAUUCCCAAGCACCCCACCUAAAAUGGGCUAAAAAUGUAGUGCGGGAGAUCCUGGGACGCUCGGAGGAACAGACUUUGGAGGAGCCAAACAAAGCUGUACAAGAGGCAGAGGCUAAAGAAGGGACUGGAGAGAUGACUGUUGUAAGGUCAGACCAGGAGCACUCAGAGCCCGAGCUGGAGGAGGAAGAGGGGGAGGAGGAGGAGGAAGAGGAAGAGCCGUUGGAGGUGGAGGGAUUGAGAGGUAUGGGGCAGAACCAAGCCGACAUGCAUGCUGACCAGUUCUCGGCUAUGCAUGCUGACAUAUCCACACACACUCACGCUGACACAUUGUUAUACUUGGAUAGGAAGGAGGAUCACGAUACAGAUGUACAGACUGAAGAGAAGGCAGAUGUAGAGGUGAAAAUUAGCAAAGAGGUGGCUGAUGAAGGUGAAAUUUCUGAAAGGGAAGAACAAGCAAGAAGGGAGAAGGAAGUGGAGAUGUAUUUAUCUGUGAGCAACACUCUGUACAAGCCGAACAGCUGCCCCAUUCUUAACUAUGACUCAGAGUCUGACCACCUCUCCUCCAGAGAGGACGAGGGGCAGGAGGUAGAGGAGGGGAUGGGAGGGAGUGAAGAAGAAAAGCAGGGAGGAGAGUCUGAAGAGAGGGGUACAGCGGACGAGGUGGGACAGAUAAGGGAAGGAGAGGUGGGAACGGAUGUGAAAAUAAACGGAGGGACGCUGACGAGCAGCUGCAGUUUUCGAGAUUUGGGCCCCGAGGCUCGAUUUCGAAGAAGGGGGAUUCGGAAAACCACUGAAAGAAGAAAAGGAGAGCUUGUAGAAGUGGAAGAAGAAGAGGAAGGUGUUGGAAGGGAUCGCAGACCCAGAAUAUUCUCAACAACAGACGAUGAGGACGAUCGUAGUAAAAGCUGGGGAGAAAUCGAGCUGAGGAAUGUUUUGGAAACAAUCGACAGACGGAAAAGGAACUCCAGGUUUUUCAAUGCCCAGCUCUACCAGCAGUACAGCGAGGAUGCUCAGAACUCCGAGAUCCUACGGCAAGCUCACUCAUCUGAUGUCCUCUCUGUGGGCGAGGACCCUUCAAGGUCACCUGUUCCCUCGCCUCCUCCGGCCCGCAGACCCCUCCCUCCACUACCUUCAGUACCGCAUCCCCACUCCUUUUCCCACACAGGUUCAAUCACCAGUAUCCAAAGCUUGCCUCUACCCAAGCAAAGGAGAGAGAGCAGGCCUACCUCCCCUCGUCUUUCCAUCUCUCUCACACAGUCGUCCUCACUUUGGCGGGAGCUGCCAGGCGUCAGAAACAGUGUUGAGCUGGAGGAGCUCAAUGAGGACGAGAGACGACUCCAGGAGGUGAGGUUUGAGGUGGUAACGUCAGAGGCCUCUUAUUGUCGUAGUCUGGAUAUUGUUGUUGAACACUUUGUCAAGUGCAAACAGCUGGGGGCGCUGCUGACCACUCAAGAUAGGAACUGGCUGUUUUCUCGGCUGGCUGACGUUCGUGCCAUCAGCCACAGCUUCUUAUCAAAGCUGGAGGAGCGGGUGGAAUCAAACAUCAUACAUUUCACUGUGUGUGACAUCAUCGCUCGCCACUGUCAGCGCUUCAAAAUGGUUUAUGUUCCCUACCUCACCAACCAGUCUUAUCAGGACGCCACCUACCAGAGACUCAUGAAUGAGAAUCAAGGGUUUCGGCGGAUUGUUGAGAAAUUAGAGAGGAGUCCUGUGUGUCAAAGACUCCCCCUGCGAUCCUUUCUUGUCCUUCCCUUCCAAAGGAUCACGAGAAUAAAGCUGCUGGUCCAGAACAUUGUGAAGAGAACAACUCCUGGUACUCCAGAGGCGACUCACGCCAUCAAAUCGUUGAAACUUCUGGAGAAGCUGAUACAGGAAAGUAACGACAGCAUCACUCAGAUGAAGAGCAUUGAGUCCCUAGUUUGUCUCAGCGCUAAGGUGGACUUUGAAUGCAGGACUCUUCCUCUGAUCAGUCAGUCUCGGAGGCUGGUGCGAGAAGGACUGGUCACUGAACUUAUGGAUUUCUCUCUAAAGGACACAGAGAGGAAUAUUUACAUGCAUCUUUUCACUGACUACUUGCUAGUGUCCCUCCAAAAAGAAGGGGGACGAUUCACAGUGAUUGACCACGCUCCUGUAGCAGAAGUGCGUGCAGAGAACUGUCGUGUUAAACUCCACUCCCUCCAGAAGAACCUGAUCCGGCUGCACAUGUCUAGCAAAGCCCUGCUGCUACGAACUGAUACACAGAGUGAUAAGCUACGGUGGAUAUCCGCUCUUUCUCGGCCACAUCCUGAUGUAGAUUUUUCUGCCGCACAAGAUUUUCCUCAGAUGCAGUGCAUUCGAGCCUUUGUUGGCCAGCAGCCGGAUGAGUUGUCUUUGGAAAAAGCUGAUAUCAUUCUAGUGCACCAGCAGAGCAGUGACCAUUGGGUAGAGGGAACCAGACUGCCUGAUCGGCAUCGUGGAUGGGUGCCUGAGUCCCAUUUGGAAACCAUAAGCAACUCCAGAGUUCAACAACGCAACCUGUUAGAUGCUCUCAAACUGACAACAGCCAAAGCUGCCAUUUGACCAGGAUGCUCAGAGUGGAACUAAAUGGAGAGAAAUCAACCACAGAGGACGAAACUUAAAAGUCUCUGCAUCUGACUGCUGCAAAUAUGAUGAUGGACGUUUGAUACUCAGAAUGGGGAUAUAUCUUGUUGAAUUAUUCACAGGAAGUGCAACAAUAGAAAUGCAGCAAAAUGCAUCUCAAUGUAGCAUUAUAUGUCUGCCUUGUUUCACUCGCUGAAACACUAAUUAGCUUUAGAGUGAUCUGUGAACGGCUGAUGCCAACCUGAAAGACUUUAAGAACUUAGCGACUCAGUGCGCUGUGUAUUAUAAUACAUCAAUAAACUGGUGUUUAGAACAAAAUAGUUUUAAAAGGGACUUUUUUCCAAGAAAGAUAAUUUUUUGCAUAUGUGAUAUUAUUUGUGUAUAUUGAACAAAAUACAAAGUUUGGUCAGUAGUGCAUCCUGAAUGAAGAGUUGGACCAAAUAAGCUGACAAAAUGAUGCAUAAUGUACAAGACAAUCUUUAGAUGUACAGAUUUGACACAGUGAGGACAUUUCAAUAAAACUGAUUGGUGUCAAUAAAAUCUGCCUUGAAAACAUGCAUUUUC
Molecule: messenger RNA, 7076 nt
Organism: Notolabrus celidotus (New Zealand spotty)
Lineage: Eukaryota; Metazoa; Chordata; Actinopteri; Labriformes; Labridae
Gene: arhgef5
Product: Rho guanine nucleotide exchange factor (GEF) 5
Exons: 16
Coding region: 1281-6491 (1736 amino acids)
Biological process (GO): intracellular signal transduction; activation of GTPase activity
Cellular component (GO): nucleus; cytoplasm
Molecular function (GO): protein binding; guanyl-nucleotide exchange factor activity
Source: RefSeq, a predicted model, not a curated record